This is a messenger RNA of Spirodela intermedia, 2091 nucleotides long. The record is from the annotation of a GenBank genome assembly. NCBI's taxonomy places the organism in Eukaryota, Viridiplantae, Streptophyta, Magnoliopsida, Alismatales, Araceae.
AUGAGGUAUUUUCCACGACUUCCGCAGUACUUUUCCUUCUCUCUGUUCUUCAUUCAUCUCCCACUUCAAGCAAUGGCCUCAUGCAAUAACUCCUGUGGCUCUCUACCGGUGAGAUACCCCUUCGGCACGGGCUUCGGCUGCGGUUCUCCUCUCUUCUUCCCUUCCGUCACAUGUACCUCCGGCGGCAUCAGCGACGACGGCGGCAGCGACCAGCUCGUUCUGACCACUCACACGGGCACCUACCCCAUCAAUUCCAUCUCCUACUCUACCUCCACCCUAACAAUUUCCCCAUCUACCAUGUCAAACUGCAUCACCAUGCUCCCCUCCACCGCCAAUUUUGGUCUCGACUGGGCCGGGCCAUUCCAGCUCGGCCCUUCCAUGUUCGUACUCCUCGGGUGCUCCGCCAAUACCUCCUCCCUCAGCUACAAGAACAGCGCCCCCAUCUGCGACAUGAGCCAGUCUCACGUCUGCGAGUCACUGUACUCCUGCCCCGGCAUGCUCUCCCUGGGCAUUCCGAUCUUUGCCCCGGCAAAUUCUUGCUGUGUGUACUCCCCGGCGAGCCUGGGCCCCAAGGGUGAACUCGAUCUCGCAGACCUCCACUGCGCCGCCUACACGUCGGUGAUGUCCUACGGCGACGUCGCCACCGACCCCCUCCGGUGGCAGUACGGCGUGGUGCUCAAGUUCGGCCAGACGAGGUUCGAGGAGUAUGGAGGAGCGGAGAUGUGUGGUGCUUGCGAGAGCAGCGGCGGCGUCUGUGGUUACACCCCCCCGAGGAACUACUUCAGCUGUGUGUGCGCCGGCGGCGUCAAUUCGAGCAUUGAUUGCACAGGCCAGGACAAGGCGCCGAGGGAGUAUUUGGCCUCCAUUGGUACCCUAAUUUCCCCAUCCCAAGGUAAGCAGUCUGUACACUGAAUCAUUCGCCAGCCAUUCACACGGUACGAAUCAGCGUCAUUUGCUGAUUAAGUCCCAAUCUUUAACCCUGUUAUGGAAUCAAGAAUUAGUUACAGACUCAUUGACAUCUUGAUAACUCAGUCUCUAUUGUACUUCCAGGAAUUUUCAUGCUGAGCUCAGCGAUUCUUUUUUUCUUCCUCAUGCGGGCAAUUGAGCUACAGGGAUUGAACGCGAGCUGACAAGGCAGCGACAUGAUCAACAGGUUUCUUCUACACAUGGCUUCUUUAUCGUCCAAGGGAAAGAAGGCUGAGAAGGCACUGAGUUUGUUGUUUAUUAGGAAAGAUCCUAGUCAGAGGGGGUGGGGUGCGGUGUGCUUGUGAUUAAAACAGGGAAUGAGAGAGCUGAUGCAUGCGCCAUGGUGGAUGCCCCUAUGGCAGAAUCGGAUGCUCUGUUUCCUUUUCGAAAAUAGCUCCGCCACCCUUUACGUUUACAAAUUCAACCUAAAAACAGAAGAAGACAAUAUUUCAAGAAAAUGGCUUUCGGAGGUGUAGUUGUUGGGCAACUACGACUGGUGCAGUGAAAGACCCAGGUUAGCCAUCCUCCAAUAUAUUAUAAAACGGCGAAGACUAGUAGAGUUACUUCUAAUAAAUCAUUUGGCGUGUGUUAAACUCGUAAAAGCCCAUAUUCAAUAGCGCUCACCGUACAUUCAUAAUUGCCUAUGUUCCAAGGGCCAUUUGAAAUUUACAGCGUAGGAUGUAGAGCUCAGGACCCUGAACACUGUUGCCAUGGCUUUACCUACUAUACCAUCCUACUCCAAGUGUAACGAUGAGGUUUGGCAAUCUUCAUCAUACAUCUCCGGUUUCUUCCGAUUAAUCCUGGUAAGAGAAGCUGCUAAUGGUGCUGAAGUGACCCCUUUAAGUGACGUUGGUAUUCAAGCCAGAGUUUGUAACUCAUAUGAUGAUAAUCAGUGAAUGUACGAUUCGCCGUAUGGAUUCUAAUGGUAGCUCUCAGCGAGAAAUUGAUACAGAUAGCAUUGAAUAAAAUGAAACACAUUUUUCCAGAUGACAGAAUUCUGAUGUUUCCUUCGAGAAAAACCUUGGAAACAGUGUGGAAAAUACGACAACUUACACUCCUAGUUUGUGUCCAUUAAUCUUACUCGAUCCUGAUGUAAUCAAAUUUCCCGCAGAAAACAUAAUGUAA